GCGGACGCUUCGUGCCCUCCGUCGUCACCUACGCGUGCCGGCUGAACCUGUACAGCACCUUCCAAGAUUUGGUGCGCCUGGGCCUGGAGGCGCUUUUCUUCGUCCUGCUUCUGCUCUACCUCGCGGAGGAGGUGAUUGCUGUGAACCGCGCGCUCAAAGGUGGCCGGUUGAAGCAACACAUGCUGUCGCUCUGGCACAUCAUGGAG
Prorocentrum cordatum is the source of this 206-nucleotide messenger RNA. The record is from the annotation of a GenBank genome assembly. NCBI's taxonomy places the organism in Eukaryota, Dinophyceae, Prorocentrales, Prorocentraceae.